Messenger RNA from Zootermopsis nevadensis, 4102 nucleotides. Its product is annotated as piwi-like protein Siwi. Gene Ontology annotation, molecular function: RNA binding; protein binding. Lineage: Eukaryota; Metazoa; Arthropoda; Insecta; Blattodea; Termopsidae. The record is from RefSeq and is a predicted model, not a curated record.
AACCCACAUGUCACUAGACUGAAAUCAAGGGCACAAUUUAAAAUUAGUGUAGGAAAAAAAAACUUGUGACAAGGAUAUUUUAUAUACACUGCUGUUAAUACUGGCCACUUUGUUAAAUUAACAAACAAAUUUUUAAACUUGUGUUCGUUAAUAUAAAAAGGAAUUACUGUUUCCUGCCCAACAGUGUUGAAACAGUGCUCUGCAAUUUCAGUGAUCUUAAGACUUCCACGUAUAUGGGUCAUCUAUAGUCCGGAUAAUCAUUAGAACACAUUGUUUCACAGUACAUUCGAAAUUGCACUUUAUUUCAGCUCCUUGUUUUUCAAGCUUUGCCGUCGAACGGUCAACGUCUCUUGUCUGCAAUUUGAAAGUCUGUUGUAGCAGACAACAGCGUGCGCGACAGUGCAGAGUUGUCACAAAGAUCAAAAAUGGAGCAUGAAGAAUUACAGCCCUUAGGAAGAGCCCGGGGAAGGACUAGAUGUGGAAUUCUCUCGUCUCCUGGGACUCAAAAACUGCAGAGUGGUGUCCAAGAAGAAAAUUCUAAGCCCCUUGGUAAAUGCCGAGGGAGGGCUAAGCGCCCAGACGUCUUGGUUCAUGGAAUUCCUGUCCGCCAGCCUCAUCAUACAGUAACAGGUAUACCCUUGCUUACCUCACCAACCAUGAAAGUGGCAGCUCUGAAGUACACCAAAACAGACAGAGAUGAAGAGAAGGAGAUGGAAUUAGAACCCACUAAGGUAAAUGAAGGUGAUGCACACACCAGUAUUUUUGCAAGAAGCUUCAAGGUAGAGAAGGGAUUAGCUGCAAUGGGCAUUGAUGAUGUCAAAAUCUCUCCUAAAGUGCAGAUGUGUGGAAAAUCUAUGGAACAGGUCGGUGAUGCUAGUGAGCAUGAGAAGAUGCAGAAAGGACCAUCUUGGGCAGUUGAACCAAUUGUAUGGACUAAACCAAAAGGAAUGGUUGAUAAGAAAGGUACUACAGGACAAGUUGUAAGUCUGCAUGCCAAUUAUUUCAAACUGCCUACUGUGACAAACUGGCAGUUAUACCAGUAUCGAGUGGAUUUUCAACCAGAAGAAGAUCGUAAUGCUAUAAAAAAGAAAAUGGUUCGUGAUAACAAGGAAAAGCUUGGAGGAUAUUUGUUUGAUGGUUCUGUGCUUUUUACCUCUCAGAAGUACCAUCCAGAUCCUAUGGUAAUUUUCUCAAACAGGCCCUCAGAUGGUGCCAAAGUGCUCAUCACAAUUCGAGGAGUAGGUAUUGUUACAUGUGGGGAUUACCACUAUGUGCACAUCUUCAACCUUCUCAUGCGACGCUGCCUAGACAAUCUAAACCUUCAGCUGGUUGGUCGCCACUACUUUGAUUCUUCAGCUCGAAUAACACUGAAUAAACACCAGCUGGAAAUCUGGCCAGGAUAUGUGACAUCAAUUCGACAGCAUGAGAGUGAGAUGCUGCUUUGCACCGAAAUAACACACAAGGUGAUGAGAAAGGACACAGCAUACAAUCUACUCAGGACAUUCUACAAUUCUGACCCUAGUGACUAUCAGCGGCUGUUCAAGCAUGAGAUCUUGGGAAGUAUUGUUCUUACUGACUAUAAUAACAGAACAUAUCGGGUGGAUGAUGUUGAUUUUUCUGUGAAUCCUUCCUCCACAUUUGAAUGGAAUGGGAAGAAAGCGUCAUAUGCAGAGUACUUUUUUAAGAAAUAUGACCUGAAAAUAAGUGAUGGGUCACAGCCAAUGUUGGUGUCAAUGCCAAAGCAGCACGAACGCCAGCGUGGGCGUGAUACUCCUAUCUAUCUCGUGCCUGAGCUGUGUCGCAUGACUGGUCUGUCAGAACAGAUGCGGACAAACUUUCCAUUAAUGAGGGACUUAGCUGAUUGCACCCGUCUUGUCCCAUCGCAGCGUAUGGAACGGCUACAGCAUUUCAAUAGACGUCUCAAAACCAACAAUGUGAUUUCUGAAGAGUUGAAGUCUUGGAACAUGGAAAUGAGUGACCGUCUCAUGACCUUAUCAGGUCGUAUCAUGCCACAUGAGAAAAUCAUUCUUGGAACACAGGUCAAAUGUGAUGCUGGUCCCCUGAGUGACUGGACCAGAGAAUUACGCUCACAUGCAAUGCUGGUAUCACAGGAAGUGACUUCGUGGGUAGUGAUUGUGCCAAGACAUCUGAGUAAACCUGCCAGGGAAUUUGAAUCGAUGUUGAGGAGAGCUGCUUAUAGUAUGGAAUUGCGUUUGCCAAUCCCAACCUACAAGGAACUGCCUGAUGACCGCUUGGCUACCUAUGUACAAGGCAUAGAAAGUGCAUUGCUGUCUUGUAAUCCCAAACUUAUUUUUGUGGUUCUCCCAAACAAUCGCCUAGAUCGAUACAGUGUCAUCAAGAAGAAGUGCUGUGUGGAUUGCCCAGUGCCCACACAGCUGAUUCUUCACAAGACUCUUAUUAACAAAAAUGUCAAGUCUGUUGCAUCCAAAGUUGCUAUCCAGAUAAACUGCAAGAUUGGAGGAGCACCUUGGACAGUUGAGAUUCCACUGCAGGGCCUGAUGGUAGUGGGGUAUGAUGUGUACCAUGAUUCCUUACAACAAGGGAUGUCAAUUGGUGCAUUGGUGGCCUCACUUGACAAACCUAUGAGUCGAUAUUUCUCAGCAAUAAGCUUCCACCGCACAGGAGAGGAACUCAGCAACGAGUUAUCAGUCAACAUCUGUAAGGCUUUACAGAAGUAUAGAGAAUACAACCAUGGGUAUCUUCCUCAAAGGAUUGUGCUCUAUCGAGAUGGUGUGGGAGAGGGGCAGAUCCCCUAUGUCUAUGAACAUGAGGUUGCUAUACUCAAGGCAAGACUUGCAAAGAUUUAUGGAGAGAACGAGUACAAGCUGGGAUUCAUUAUUGUGACCAAACGCAUCAACACACGCUUGUUCUAUAAUGGGAACAACCCACCUCCAGGCACAGUGGUUGAUGAUGUCAUAACUCUCCCUGAGAGAUUUGACUUCUUCUUGGUCUCACAGUCAGUACGCCAGGGCACUGUGAGCCCAACAUCGUAUAAUGUGAUCAGUGACAAUUUGGAAUUGGGUCCUGACAAGAUUCAAAGGCUCACCUAUAAGCUUACACAUCUCUACUUUAACUGGAGUGGAACAGUGCGAGUGCCUGCCCCUUGUCAGUAUGCACAUAAGUUGGCAUAUCUUGUGGGGCAGGCCAUUCAUAAGGUUCCAAGCACACAACUGGAAGACACGCUUUAUUUUCUGUAGUGUACAGGCCUUCACUCUGACCAUUUUCAUAUUUGAUGCUGAUUUAUUUAUUUUUGUCAGUAGUAAAUCAAAUAAUAAUUAACCAAUAAAAUUUGAACUCCAGUUAACAUGUAAGUAUGGAAUUUUGUCAACAGAAGACACAUUGUCUCCACUUUAGUUAAUCAGGAAAGCUCAAUUUGUGUGAAUCCAUUCACUGUUUCCUUUUUUUGUUUUUAAACAUCAGUACAAUUGGUAUAUAAUGUAGCUCAUGUCUGUGUGCCUUUGCUAUUGGAUCAGACAGGCAAACACCAAUCAGUUUUUAUUUGUUUAGUUGUAAGAAUAGUUGUUCAAGUUUUGUUGAAUGUCAUUGACAAGCACAUUUACUGCUUUCCUUGAUUAUUGGAGUUGCAAUAUUUUUUGUUCAAAAAGAUUAUUUUCUCUUGUUAAAUAAUUUCAGUAUAUUUUAGGAUUUAAUUAGAAGCCUGAGUAGGUUUUGAAAGUGAAGUACUAAGUUUCUUUAUAAUAGACAUACAAAAACAUUGAAAUAUGGUCUUACUGCAAUAUGAAUUCAGAUGCAAUGGCUAUCAUCUCAGCUGGUCAUGCUACUACUUAUUCAUUAUAUUAAAACAUCCAGAUUAUGUUAAUUUCAUUAUUUUUUGUUGAUUUAAAUAUGCCAUAUUAUGUCCUGAGGAUGUGCUGGUAGAUGGAGGAUACAAGAAAAGGUUACAUGUGUUUAGCAGAAAAAUUUUAUUUUGUGAGUUUGAAUUGAAAGGAGCAUUCAUAUGUCACACAUUACUUGUGUUUAUUUUAUUGUAUUUUUUAAUUUAGUUGUGAAAUUGUACUGUUCUCUAAGGUUUGCCCAUAUUUGAAUAAAGAACCGUUUGCCCCUCAUGGAAUGUUUUAAA